Propithecus coquereli (Coquerel's sifaka) is the source of this 286-nucleotide messenger RNA. It is a transcript of the gene CRCP, whose product is annotated as CGRP receptor component. The coding region runs from base 44 to 286 and encodes 80 amino acids. Gene Ontology annotation, biological process: transcription initiation at RNA polymerase III promoter. The transcript has 4 exons. Gene Ontology annotation, molecular function: nucleotide binding. The record is from RefSeq and is a predicted model, not a curated record. Gene Ontology annotation, cellular component: RNA polymerase III complex. Lineage: Eukaryota; Metazoa; Chordata; Mammalia; Primates; Indriidae.
CUCGUGCUUCGCUGGCGGCUGGAGUCGUCAAGGCGGGAACGACAUGGAAGUAAAGGAUGCCAAUUCUGCGCUGCUCAGUAACUACGAAGUGUUCCAGUUACUAACUGACCUGAAAGAGCAGCGUAAAGAAAGUGGAAAGAAUAAACACAGUUCUGGGCAGCAGAACUUGAAUACUAUCACCUAUGAAACAUUAAAAUACAUAUCAAAAACACCAUGCAGGCACCAGAGUCCUGAGAUUGUCAGAGAAUUUCUCACAGCGAUGAAAAGCCACAAGUUGACCAAGUAA